Ricinus communis (castor bean) is the source of this 1231-nucleotide messenger RNA. Its product is annotated as thaumatin-like protein. NCBI's taxonomy places the organism in Eukaryota, Viridiplantae, Streptophyta, Magnoliopsida, Malpighiales, Euphorbiaceae. The transcript is spliced from 2 exons. Gene Ontology annotation, cellular component: extracellular region. The record is from RefSeq and is a predicted model, not a curated record. Bases 283 to 1029 code for a protein of 248 amino acids. Gene Ontology annotation, biological process: defense response.
UUCUCUCCCGUUAAAGUAAAAGUAAAAAUUAAAUAAAUAAAGAGACCCAAAAAAGAAAAGCAAAAAGGGUCACUACUCACUACUCACUCAACAUUAUUUUUCAUUUGAUGAGAGGCUUAGUUAGUAGUUCCUUCCUUUAUGGCAAUAUAUUUGGAAGCUCUUCCUCACUAACUCACACACGCACCCCACUCUCAACAGACACCUUUUGCACUGCUUCUGCUACUACAAUUUAACCCAGCAUAUCUUGGCAAGGAAAACAAGAGACGAGAAAAAUCAGCAAAAAUGCAGCUGCCUUCUACGUCUUCAGCUCUUCUUUCACUACUGCUCUUCAUUUUGGCCUCUCUCUCCUCUACAAGUGGAGAACAGCUUAUUAUUGUUAAUAACUGCAAUGAAAGCGUAUGGCCUGGAGUGCUUGGAGGUGCAGGUCAUCCCACAAUGAAAGAUGGUGGUUUUCAUCUUGGGAGUGGAGAGGAAGUAGUUCUUGAUUUGCCAGAUAAAUGGUCAGGAAGGCUAUGGGGUAGGCAAGGAUGUUCUUUUGAUAACAAUGGGAAAGGCUCAUGUGACACUGGAGAUUGCUCUGGCUUACUUCACUGCCAAGGUACUGGCGGUGCACCCCCAGCUACCAUUGUGGAAAUGACCCUUGGAUCUUCUACCUCUCCAUUACAUUUCUACGAUGUCAGUUUGGUUGAUGGGUUUAAUUUGCCUGUUUCAAUGAAACCAGUUGGUGGUGGAAUUGGAUGCGGAGUAGCAUCAUGUGAGGUUGAUCUGAACAUUUGUUGCCCAUCUGCUCUUGAAAUGAAAAGCAAUGGUAAAAUUGUUGGGUGCAAAAGUGCUUGUUUGGCUAUGCAAUCAGCCAAGUAUUGCUGCACGGGGGAAUUUUCUAACCCCAAGACUUGCAAGCCUACCCUUUUUGCUCAUUUGUUUAAGGCCAUUUGCCCCAAGGCUUACAGUUAUGCUUUUGAUGACUCUUCUAGUCUUAACAAAUGCAGGGCUUCUCGGUAUGUCAUUACUUUCUGCCCUCCUAAAUGAUGAACCAAGGAAUUGGACUUGUUGACGAUAUGGGUUCUGUUAGCUAUCCUUUUGCUUCUCAUUUUCCUUUUUGGUCUGUCGAUCUGUAAUUAGAUGUUAAUUACAACAAAUAGUCCUCCUGCAAUGACUAUUUGUUAUAUGUUUUGGCAGUUAUAUCUAAGUCUUUAAAUAGAAUGAUAAAGCUUGAGCUUCUUGUUACUUA